Molecule: messenger RNA, 905 nt
Organism: Cheilinus undulatus (humphead wrasse)
Lineage: Eukaryota; Metazoa; Chordata; Actinopteri; Labriformes; Labridae
Product: chymotrypsin-like elastase family member 2A
Exons: 8
Coding region: 36-836 (266 amino acids)
Biological process (GO): proteolysis
Molecular function (GO): serine-type endopeptidase activity
Source: RefSeq, a predicted model, not a curated record
UGUGUGCCACUGAACUUCUGCUGAAGACAGUCACAAUGAUGUUCGUGAUCUUGGCUUUGUUUGUCGCUGGUGCCUACGGGUGUGGCCUGCCCACCUUCCCCCCUGUGGUAACCAGGGUUGUUGGUGGAGAUGAUGUCCGUGAGAACAGCUGGCCCUGGCAGGUGUCUCUGCAGUACAGGAGUGGUAGCAACUUCUACCACACCUGCGGAGGUACCCUGAUCUCCAACGAGUGGGUCCUCACUGCUGCUCACUGCAUUGGCAGCCGCACCUACAGAGUCUACCUUGGCAAGCACAACCUAAAGAACAACAAUGAGGCUGGCUCCAUUGCCAUCAGCCCUUCCAAGAUCGUUGUUCAUGAGAACUGGGACUCCUACAGAAUCCGUAACGACAUUGCCCUGAUCAAGCUGGCCACUCCUGUCACCUUCUCUGACACCAUAAUGGCUGCCUGUCUUCCCAACUCUGGAGAAAUCCUGCCUCACGGAGCUCCCUGCUACGUCACCGGCUGGGGCCGUCUCUGGACUGGAGGUCCUAUCGCUGACAUCCUGCAGCAGGCCCUCCUCCCUGUGGUCGGACACUCUACCUGCACCAGGCCUGACUGGUGGGGAAGCCUGGUCACCAGCAACAUGAUCUGUGCUGGAGGAGAUGGAGAGCUGGCCAGCUGCAAUGGAGACUCUGGUGGUCCCCUGAACUGCCAGAACCCUGAUGGCUCCUGGGAUGUCCAUGGUGUGGUGAGCUUCGGCUCUAGCAUGGGCUGCAACUACCCCAAGAAGCCUUCUGUCUUCACCAGGGUCAGCGGCUACAUCCCCUGGAUCAACAAUGUGAUGACCAGCUACUAAGAUGUGGAGGGUUUAAAGUCAUUGCAUAUUUUGCACUUGACCAUCAAAUAAAGAACAGAGUGAAUAACA